Messenger RNA from Rhagoletis zephyria (snowberry fruit fly), 588 nucleotides. RefSeq lists its product as uncharacterized. The record is from RefSeq and is a predicted model, not a curated record. NCBI's taxonomy places the organism in Eukaryota, Metazoa, Arthropoda, Insecta, Diptera, Tephritidae.
ACCAAAAAAGUUGCGACAAAAAAGCCAAUGAAAAUUACUAAACAAGUGAAUUGAAAGAAAAACGCGAGCAACGACAACGUCGUCUUCCAUUAAAAACCAAACAAAAAUAAUAUCUUCAUUCCUCCUCCCCGACCAACAGAUAAGAAAAUAAAUACCAAUAAAAACUAAGCAAACAAAAUAUACGCACACGCACUCCUACACACCGCCUACCCGUACACACACAACCACACACACACACACACUCGCAACACACAAUGCUGCGUAGCUGUGUGUGUUUGGGUGGUGGCGCGAAACGACGUAGCUCCUCGCUAGAGGAUACCUCAUCGUGCCGGUCAUCCGAAAUUGAACGUGUGGCCAAACGCAUGGAGACCAUGACCGUCUAUACGAAAACCACAUCGACCGCAAAAACGACAACCACAACAACAAGCAAAUUACAGCAGCAGCAGCAGCAACAGCAACAGUUGCAGCAAAGCAACGGCAGCGGCCGCAGUACCACUUCCAGUCUAUUGCAGUUCUUCCAAUCGAAAACGUGGUACCGGCAUUGGCGAAAAACGGAACGCUCAAUGAGCAUGUCAAAGACCGAACGAA